AUGUUCUCCUAACAAGUUCUGGGGUUUCUCUCACUUUCCAGUGAGAUAGAUUCAAUUCAAAAUUCAAUCUUCAGACGGUUUUCAGCUUCAAUUUCACUUUUCCUGGGUUUUGAAGGUUGAAGAUACUGUAUUAGACAAUAGUGGUUGUUUGAAACUGUAAAGCAGAAACAUGGUUCAAAAACUAGAACCUAUCAAGGGUGGUGGUGGAUCCAUCAAGAUAGGGGCAACUGGGACUAUCAGUUCUCUAAUGACGAGGGAGCUGGAUUUGAUUCAAUCAGCUCCACAAACACCAGUAUCUUGCAUACACAAGCCUGAAACACUUCCUGCAUCAGUUGCCUGUAAUCAUGCCACGCCUAGAAGGUUGCAGCUGGGGAAGUCACUGGAUGAAGCAAGCACCAGUGGCAGCAGCAACAGAAAAAAUGAUAGAAGCAAUCAAAAUUCCCUGAAGAGUAAAAGCAACCUGAAAAAUACACAUCAAGUUCCAAUGCUUGGUUCUGACAAUAUAGCUUUGGAUGGAACUUCUAGUAGAGAGAAAACUGACAAGAAAGUAAACAUUGUUGAAAUUGUAGACAUAAAGUGUGGCAAUCCAGAUAGAGCUUGGGCUAGUCCCAUCACAAAUCGACUCAAAAAGCUUGGAUUCUCUAAGCUCUCUGAGAGCAUGAUCUAAACCUACAACUUCUUCUCAUCAGACUUCAGGCUUCUGUAACCAAAACCUGAAACCCCAACUGGCCUGUUCUCUGCAAUUUCCACCAUAGAACAUAUGCUUGGUAGAAGCUUGCUCCCACCCCUCUUUUUCUUCUUCUGACUUGCUACUGCAGACCUAAUAGUUGGCCUGCAAUGACUGCUAGAGGAUGCUGUGUCUCUGGUAUUGCAAUGAGGCUUCUUGGAGCUAGCUCGGUGACUUAAUUCCAGCCGGCGGAAGUACUCAAUUUCUUGCAUUAUGAGGGAUGCAACGGUGCCUGUAGUGCCUAUUUCUACAAGGGGGUACUCUACCUGUGCAGCCAUUUCUUCUGGGACUUUUGUGGCAAUGGUGAAGGAUUUGUGCAUGAUUUGUUUACAGGGUUCAAGGAGGCUUGUAGAUAAAGAGAGGUUGUUAGUUUGGGUGGGGCAAUUGCUUUGAGCCCGGGGCAUUCGGUGAUUGGCCUUGUUCCCAGUUUUUUCGCAUGAAUUCUUUAUCUCAUGUUCUUUAUCUAAAGUGAACAUCAUUAUAUUGGAAGACUGGGGGAGCCAAGGACUCGGUCAUAGUAUUCAUGUGUUUGGAGUUAAAAACAUUUAAGUUUCUAACUACUUACAUCUCCCUUUUAAACUCAUGGAUCCCAUUUUCAUGUUGUUUGUUGAACAGUUAGGUUACUACCUGCAAAAUUUUGAUUACCGCUGAUCUGGUUUGAA
This is a messenger RNA of Rubroshorea leprosula, 1389 nucleotides long. The record is from the annotation of a GenBank genome assembly. Lineage: Eukaryota; Viridiplantae; Streptophyta; Magnoliopsida; Malvales; Dipterocarpaceae.